Messenger RNA from Etheostoma cragini (Arkansas darter), 832 nucleotides. Its product is annotated as gastrula zinc finger protein XlCGF17.1-like. The record is from RefSeq and is a predicted model, not a curated record. Gene Ontology annotation, biological process: regulation of cytokine production; regulation of immune system process; negative regulation of transcription by RNA polymerase II. NCBI's taxonomy places the organism in Eukaryota, Metazoa, Chordata, Actinopteri, Perciformes, Percidae. The transcript has a single exon.
UCAGUCAGCUUUAAACUCUCUGAAACAUGAUUCAACAUGUAAGAAAACAUUCAGCUGCUCUGAGUGUGGGAGGAGAUUUGACUUCAAGUCAUAUCUGAAGAGACACAUGAUGAGUCAUACAGGAGAGAAACCUUUCAGCUGCUCCGUCUGUAAGAAAUCUUUUGGAUUAAGUGAUGAUUUCCGGAAACACGUGAGAAUCCAUACGGGAGAGAAACCUUUCAGCUGCACUGAGUGUGGGAGAAGAUUUGUCCGAAAGGGAAGUCUGAAGAGACACAUGAGAUCUCAUUCAGGAGAAAAACCUUUCAGCUGCUCAGUCUGUAAGAAAUCUUUGGCAGACAAGGGAAGUGUAAAUACACACAUGAGAAUCCACACAGGAGAGAGAACUUUUAUUUGCUCUGAGUGUGGAAGAAGAUUUAGACGCAACUCAGAUCUGAGGAGACACAUGAGAACUCACACAGGAGAGAAACCUUUCAGCUGCUCAGUUUGUGCUCAACGAUUUGGCAGCUAAACAAAUCUGAAGACUCACAUGAGAAUCCACACAGGAGAGAAACCUUUUGUUUGCUCUAAAUGUGGGAAAAGAUUUAACGACAACUCAAGCCUGAGGAGACACACGAGAACUCAUACAGGAGAAAAAACCUUCAGCUGCUCAGUCUGUAUGAAAUGUUUUACACAGAGUGGAAGUUUAAAGAAACACAUAAGAAGUCAUACAGGAGAGAAACCUGUCAGCUCUUCAGUUUGUAAGAAGUCUUUUACACAGAGUAGCCCUUUAAAACAUCACAUGAAACAACACACAGGAGAGGGACCGUCUACUUCCUGUGUUACUGACAAUUAA